Molecule: messenger RNA, 783 nt
Organism: Trypanosoma rangeli
Lineage: Eukaryota; Euglenozoa; Kinetoplastea; Trypanosomatida; Trypanosomatidae
Product: polypeptide deformylase-like protein
Exons: 1
Coding region: 1-783 (260 amino acids)
Biological process (GO): peptidyl-methionine modification; N-terminal protein amino acid modification
Cellular component (GO): mitochondrion
Molecular function (GO): peptide deformylase activity
Source: RefSeq, a predicted model, not a curated record
AUGCUGAAGCGCCUGUCACGGACGGUGCCUGCGUUGGGCCCGAAGCUGUCGACGGCGCGUGAAAAGCGGCUUAAAGACCGCGUUGCGGCGCAGUUGGAGAUUGAGGCGCAAGUAAAGUCACGAGUUGCAUGUUAUCCGCAUCGUUCCCUCACACGACCUGCAUUGCGUGUGGAUAAGAAUCAUUUAAAUACCCCGCUUUUUCACUCGCAGCUUUUCAAUCUGAAGAAAAUGGCGACUGACUUGCGAUGUAUUUCCUUCAGUGCCCCGAAAGGUCAUUGGGAUGCCACGGUUGUGCUCAUCAAGAGCCAGCCAGACGACAAAACGUUUGAGGUGUGGGUGAGCCCAAGCGUUCCUGGCUACGAUGAUCGAACCUCCAUUGCUCCCAUGUACGGAAUGUGGGAAAAUUGUAUUUCUUGUGGGGCGACCACUGCCUGGGUCCUGCGACCACAGUCUAUCACAUGUAGUGGGUGGGAUGAGUAUGGAAAUGAAAAGACAGACGUGCUGGACGGCAUGCGGGCGAGGUGCCUUAUGCAUGAAUUAGAUCACCUUCAUGGAAAAACAAUUAUGCAACAGGCAAUGGGGCCGGAAUUUAUCGUUAGCGGUAUAGCUAUGGGCCAGAGGGAUUUGUGGCCACCUAAUUUUCCCUCAGCAGAGGCCUAUAUGACAGCUCCACUCCAGUUUUUUGAUUAUGUUAAAAAUACUCCUAUUGUUCCUCCAGGGAUGGAGUGGUGGUUUGCACAAAACAUGAAGCAUCAUUUUGAAGAUGCCCGCCUAAAUCAAUGA